Molecule: messenger RNA, 2104 nt
Organism: Nerophis ophidion (straightnose pipefish)
Lineage: Eukaryota; Metazoa; Chordata; Actinopteri; Syngnathiformes; Syngnathidae
Gene: capza1b
Product: capping actin protein of muscle Z-line subunit alpha 1b
Exons: 10
Coding region: 113-973 (286 amino acids)
Biological process (GO): actin cytoskeleton organization; barbed-end actin filament capping
Cellular component (GO): F-actin capping protein complex; actin cortical patch
Molecular function (GO): actin filament binding
Source: RefSeq, a predicted model, not a curated record
GUGUUUUGUUUUUGGGCGCAUGCUUUUCGUUUGUGUUGCAUCGCAUCGGACGUCAACAAUAUUAACAUUGCUUGUCUGUCAGUUAGAGUAGGUGGGGUCCCGCAGAGCCAAGAUGGCUGACUUUGAGGAACCGCUGUCAGACGAAGAGAAGGUUCGCAUAGCUGCCAACUUUGUGACCCGUGCCCCGCCUGGCGAGUUCAACGAAGUCUUCAAUGAUGUGCGACUUCUCCUCAACAAUGAUAACCUCCUCAGGGAGGGAGCAUCUCACUCUUUUGCCCAGUACAACAUGGAUCAGUUCACGCCUGCCAGACUAGAAGGCUUUGAUGACCCGGUCCUGAUUACAGAGCAUGGAGACUUGGGUCAGGGGCGUUUCUUGGACCCUCGGAACCAUUUGUCGUUCCACUUUGACCACCUUAGGAAAGAAGUGAGCGACGUUAAGCCUUAUGAAGGAGUCGCCUCUCUUAAAACCUGGAGAGAUUCCUGUGACAGCAUCCUUAGUGCCUAUGUCAAAGAGCACUACCCUACUGGAGUCUGCACAGUGUAUGGCAAAACUGUCGAUGGUCAGCAGACGAUCAUAGCCUGCAUCGAGGGACAUCAAUUUCAACCCAAAAAUUUCUGGAAUGGACGCUGUAGAUCGGAGUGGAAACUCACUAUUGGCCAGUCCACUGCACAGGUGGUGGGAGUGUUGAAAAUUCAGGUGCACUACUAUGAAGAUGGAAACGUGCAGCUGGUUAGUCAUAAGGAGAUAGAAGAAACUGUACCAGUGACUAGUGAAACUCAGACAUCCAAGGAGUUUGUUGACAUUAUUGAACAUGCUGAAAAUGACUACCAGACUGCAAUCAGUGAGAACUACCAGGUUAUGUCCGACACAACUUUCAAGGCUCUACGUCGCCAGCUGCCCGUCACGCGCUCCAAGAUCGACUGGAAUAAAAUCCUAAAUUACAAAAUUGUUAAGGAGAUGCAAAAUGCUUAGUGGAAGGUCAGGGACUGGCCAGGGAGAUGCUGGCUCCACUGGUCCAACAUAAUCAUACCCAAGGACUUACACCAAAGCAAAACUAUAUCAGUUUGGGGCAAGGAAUCAACUAAAACAAGUCAUCAACACAGAAGACUGUAAUACAUAUGUAUGUCAGAUUGUGGGACAACUUUGGUUAGAGACAUGUUUAUCGUUUUUGUUUGGAGAUAAUGGUUACUUCUGAAUGUGUGGUGAUUGGUCAGUGUGUGCAGGGCUGUGCUCAGGACAGCUGCAGCAACACCUUUAUUUAGCCAUCUAAGAUGUAAGAAGAGCAUGUUGAUGAAGACCAGUAACCGCAGUGUAUUCACACACGCUAAAGCCGGGCAGCACAACGCAUCUGAUGUGAGAAACACAAAGAACACCGUCAUAUAAAAGGGUUUAUAGUAGAAUAAAGUUUGUUUUGACGUGGUUGACGUGCAUUUGGGCAUUAUUAAUAAACUUGGAUAUGCACCAACAUGCCCAUGUAAAACAAACUGACAUGGAUGAAAGUAAAAGUCAAGUUUUGCUAAUUAAAUGAAAAUCGGUACCCACGAUCCUUAGCAUAGCUCUGCCCUGUAACCAUCAAUGUACGAUAUACCUGGCAAAUAUGAGACUGUUUUUGGGUUGUCAACUAAAAAUGUCUCUUCACCCAUACGGCUGAAAUCACUUCUUUUCUAGUUUAUGUUGCGCUCUUGCAGUUUCAUCUCUACUUGUAUCUUUUUCUGCUCUGAAAGGAGAAUAUAUUCAUGUUAACCAAGAUUUAUUUGCCAAAAUCUCUUUCCUAUGGUAAAGAACUCAAUUCUCUUGCCCACGUAUGCAAAUUUCUAUUUUACAAUUCUUUUUUCUGUUGGAGUCUUAAAGUAGUGUACUGUGACAAAUUCUGUGUUGGUCAAUGCCAAGUGAACGUAAAUCAGUUGCCAUGCAAAGUAGUAUGUGUUUGACAUCUGUAUGGCCACAUCUAAUGAGAAGAAUAUACCAUGAAAUCAAAGCAGAACUUUUGGAUGGAUGAGCUGUGUUAAACCCUUCCAUUAUGCUACUGACUGUGUGUCCAUCAGUGAUGUGUUGCCUGUACUGCCCCAUUCUGUCAUAUGAAUAAAAAGACUGAACAACUUC